Ilyonectria robusta is the source of this 905-nucleotide messenger RNA. RefSeq lists its product as uncharacterized. The transcript has a single exon. Lineage: Eukaryota; Fungi; Ascomycota; Sordariomycetes; Hypocreales; Nectriaceae. The record is from RefSeq and is a predicted model, not a curated record. Bases 146 to 841 code for a protein of 231 amino acids.
UGUUAUCUUGAGGGUUUAUGGAAAUCAGGAAGUACUUGGUGUACUUAUCCUCGUACCUAUGGUAAUAAUCGGUUGACUCACUAUCGUUAUUUUUCUUCUGGACAAGGCUUUUGAAAGGACCCUCCGUACAGAUACCUAGAUACAGAUGUUUGAACGGGGGCCGGAUUGGCUGGUGGUUGCCCACUUCUCUCAAACUCGCGCGCGCGCCGCAUCCCUUCAUCCGUUGCGCGGCGUGUCCCGACAGCCGCAACACAACAUCCUCCAGUCCAUCGACGCAUCCGCCGCUGUGCCAAUGCGACUCUGGCGCCGGGGCAGAGCCGACAUCUCUCAGUGCCAAGUUGCCAAGAUCUGUAGAACCCGUCAAUACCCUCAUGGCGAUGCCUCACUGAACUGGCCUCACUGGCGGACAGAGCCGGCCCCUGCAGAGAACACCAGAGAACACCCGCUCUCCUGCUGUAGGUCUUACUGUACUGUCCCCGUGCUGCGAGUUGCCACUGUGCUUGUAUCACCGACCUUCUGUCUCGCAGUGUUGGCAUCGCCAAGCCUUUUCGUCGCUUCUUCAUCUCACCAUCAUGAACGACUGGCCGCGACGGCGCACAUGCUUGCGUCUCGCGACGAUCAAUUGUCGCUGAUAAUUGUCAUUCCCGACGGCGUUAAUCAUCGAAGCAUACCGCAAGAGGCUGCGGAUGCCUUGGCGCUGCAUUGCCGUCUUCUUGGCCUGCGACAGUGCGUGCCUGACACUCCAAAUAAACUCACCUCGUCUCGACACUUGUCGCAGAUCGACAUCACACCAAGCUUGCACAAUCUGCUUGCCAGCCCGCCUCACGAAAGGGGCAAUUGAUGCUCAAGAGACAACACGCCAGAGACAUGAUGCGCGGCCGUUUGAGAUUAUUCCAAGUAAGCUU